UUAUAUUACCGUAACUACUUAAAAUUGUGCUAUUUCAUUUAAGAUUGUAGAUUACAGUUCAUUAAGUAUAAUUAUACAUUGUGUUAAAACUAAAUUUUCAAAACUACAUAGUUGUUUUAGAGUUUAAUCAUUGUAUUUAAAAUAAUAUUCAAUCAUUCUAAAUGAUAGUUAUUGAAUAAUUUGCUAUCAGACGUGUUCUAUCGCAUUUUUUUGCGAAUGAUGCCUGUCGGCUAGAACACUUGUCUUAUAGCAUUCUCUUCGUAUUUUUGGUUUAGGCUUUCAACUGUUACUAUAUAUACUUAUUUAAGUGUCAAUAGUUUAAGUGAACAACAACUAAAAUGAGUGUUGUGCAAGGUGGUUUGAGCAAGCUUAAAAAGAAACAUAUCGGUGUGAAGCGACAAAAAGUCAAGUUGUUCCGUGCUAAUGAACCAUUACUUUCUGUUCUUAUGUGGGGAGUUAACCAUACUAUAAAUGAACUAAGUCAUGUUACAAUACCAGUUAUGUUAUUACCUGAUGAUUUCCGUGCUUAUUCAAAAGUCAAAGUUGACAAUCAUUUAUUUAAUAAAGAAAACAUGCCUAGCCACUUCAAAAUCAAAGAAUAUUGCCCUUUGGUAUUUCGUAAUCUUAGGGAACGUUUUGGUAUUGAUGAUUUGGAUUAUAAAGAAUCAAUGACAAGAUUUUCUGAGGAAAGCAGUUAUUGUUGUCGUAAAGGCUUAUGUAGAUCUAAUACUAUGUAUAAUCGAAGAUCAAUGACGGCUCCUAAUUUACAAUUGGACACACUUAACUUAAGACCUAAGAAAUUGAAAAUUUAUGGUUCUGUAAAAAGAAGAUCACAACCGGUUUCUGCAGAUACAACUGGUAAAAGUAACUCAGGAUUUUACUAUUCUUAUGACAAGUUGUUUAUUAUAAAAACAUUAACAAGCGAAGAAGUUGAACGAAUGCACUCGUUUUUAAAACAUUAUCAUCCAUAUAUUGUUGAAAGGCAUGGAAAAACAUUACUCCCACAGUAUUUAGGAAUGUAUCGUUUAACUGUUGAUGGUGAUGAACAUUAUGUUGUAGCCAUGAGAAAUGCAUUUAGUAAUCAUUUGGCUACACAUAAGAAAUUUGAUCUCAAAGGUUCUACUGUUGAUAGAGAAGCUUCUGAUAAGGAGAAAGAAAAAGACUUGCCAACCUACAAAGAUAAUGAUUUUGUUAAAGAACGUACAAAAAUAUAUAUCGGUGAUGAAGCUAAAGAUAAACUUUUAGAAACUUUAGGAGCAGAUGUUGAUUUUUUGACUGGUUUACAUUUAAUGGACUAUAGUUUAUUACUUGGUAUACAUGACUGUACUCGAGCUGAACGUGAAAGGGAAGAGGCAAUUGCUAGUGGUACUGGAGAUGUAGAUGCAGAAGGAGAAGAUGAUGAAGAUGCUGAAGAUAGUGAAGGAGCUGGAAAUACAGUGACAUGGGCUAAUACUCCUCCAGAUUCUCCACAUAGCUUAUUAGCUCGUGAAACUAGUUUAUGUACAUAUGACACAGCUGCCAUUAUACCUGAACUUGAUAUUUAUGCUAUACCAAGCAGUGAAGGUGCACCAGUUCGAGAAAUUUACUUUAUUGCAUUGAUUGAUGUACUUACACAUUAUGGCGUGAAAAAACAGGCUGCUAAAGCUGCUAAAACAGUGAAAUAUGGAUCAAAUGUGGAUGGCAUUUCAACUUGCGAUCCUGAACAAUAUGGCAAACGUUUCAUUGAAUUCUUAUCAAAAGCCAUUGAAUAAAAUAUUUUAAAAUAAUUUCUUCCAUUAAAAAAUAAAAUAAAAACUAAGUAUAUAGUAUUAUUAAAUUUUAUUCUUAAUUUAAAUACUAGAUUGUUGUUGUAUACAAUAAUUCUGCUUUUUCUAAAAACACUAUUAUAAAUGUAAAAGAUUGUAUUUUACUUUUUAAAUAAUUUUUUUUUUUUUAGAGUUUAAUAACUGCUGUAUUUUUGUUUUUAUAUUAUUAUUAU
Messenger RNA from Daktulosphaira vitifoliae (grape phylloxera), 1978 nucleotides. It is a transcript of the gene PIP4K, whose product is annotated as phosphatidylinositol 5-phosphate 4-kinase type-2 alpha. The transcript has 9 exons. Gene Ontology annotation, biological process: phosphatidylinositol metabolic process. Lineage: Eukaryota; Metazoa; Arthropoda; Insecta; Hemiptera; Phylloxeridae. Gene Ontology annotation, molecular function: phosphatidylinositol kinase activity. The coding region runs from base 339 to 1751 and encodes 470 amino acids. The record is from RefSeq and is a predicted model, not a curated record.